This is a messenger RNA of Xenia sp. Carnegie-2017, 1752 nucleotides long. RefSeq names its product zinc finger MYM-type protein 1-like. The transcript has a single exon. Bases 1 to 1752 code for a protein of 583 amino acids. The record is from RefSeq and is a predicted model, not a curated record. Gene Ontology annotation, molecular function: protein dimerization activity. Lineage: Eukaryota; Metazoa; Cnidaria; Anthozoa; Malacalcyonacea; Xeniidae.
AUGCAGCUAGACGAACAGGCCCGUCAACACAUCUCAGCUCACAACUUGAUGGUGCACAAGAAUAGAGAAGUACUUCGCCGUUUCAUUGAUGUUGUUUGCUUUCUUAGCAAACAGGAACUUUCUUUCAGAGGUCGGGUGGAGCUGGAGGAGUCUGCCAACAGGGGCAAUUACGUCGAAUUGAUAAAACUGCUAAGUGCAUAUGACCCCACGCUUGAACAGCAUCUUCAUACAGCAACCGUGUUUUCUGGACUUUCUAAUCGUAUCCAGAACUAUUUGAUUGUUGCUGUCAAGGACGUCAUGUUGAAAGCAAUAAAAGAUGAAGUGAUGAGGAGCCCAUUUGUCGCUAUUUCCCUGGAUGAAACCUCCGACGUUAAGACCUUAUCGCAGCUAACAACUAUAGUUCACUAUGUCAACCCAGAUGGUAAAGCUGUGGAGCGCUUUCUUGGAUUUACCGAUGUAAGUGAGGAUAGAACUGCGGCUAGACUGAAACAAGAAGUCGGUAAAACACUGAACGAGUACGGAUGCGGCGAAAAACUGAUUGCCCAAACGUAUGACGGUGCGAGUGUGAUGUUAGGAGAACUGUCCGGUUUGCAAACACGAGUAAGAGAAGACUAUCCACAUGCUCUUUUUGUCCACUGUUGCGGACACGCAUUAAAUUUGGUCCUUGUUCAAGCUGUCUCGUCAACUAAAGAGUGUCGUAUAUUUUUUAAAACCGUCACUGGUCUUUCAUCCUUUUUUCACGCCUCGUCCAAGAGAACAUACCUGUUGGACACAGUUGUCGGCAGACGCAUUCCCACUGGAACAGCUGUUCGAUGGCACUAUCAGAGCAGGUUAAUCCAUGCUGUACUGGAGACAAGAGCAAAGCUGCUCGAAGUUUUCGAAUACAUCAUCGAAAAUGAUGACGAGUUUGACGGUACGACGUUAAACGAAGCGAGGGGCUACCGACAAGUUCUUGCAGAUUUCCAGUUUGUGUUCUGCCUUAAAAUAUUUUCAGAAAUAUUUGGUCUUACGGAUGUUUUGUAUAAUAUCAUUCAGAGUAAGCAGUUCGAUAUUGUCUUCUGUGUCACGAAAGUUCGCGAGACGAAAGAUAAGAUUCAAGAACAACGAACAAAAUUCGUAGAUUAUUGGAAUUUUACGUCAAGUAUCGUCAAAGUAGCACUGAAACGCGGGCAAAGUGAAGAGGAUGUAAAGGCGUCCUUCCGUCAAAUGCUUUUCUGUGUAGUCGAUACCAUUGUCGUGCAGAUUGACUCUAGAUUCGAAAGUCUUAACAGCAGAGCAUUCGUUUCUUUGUUGGAUCAUUCAAAGCACGAAUUGUACAGCCGGAAAUUUCCCGAACGAGAGCUGCAAUCGUUGCAAGAUUCAAAUGGAACAUUCUUUAAUCUUCAAGCACUAAAAAGUGAACUAAUCGUUGUAUACGCAUCUGCCGAGCUCAAAUCGAAACAUGUUUUUGAUAUGAUAUCAAAAAUAAUCGAACUUGACUUGAAAGCCUGUUUUCCAGAGGUGUACCGAUUGUGUCAGCUCAUUCUUACUAUGCCAAGUACGUCCUCCUCUGCAGAAAGAUCAUUUUCGGCUCUCAAGCGUAUCAAAACGUAUCUUCGCAGUACACAAGGGCAAGAGCGACUUUCUGCAUUGGCUACAAUUUCAAUCGAGAAGGAGAUGUUGGUAAGUUUGCAGGGGAAGCCACGAUUCUAUGAGGACGUUAUAAAGGAGUUUUGCGCAAAGGAAAGGCGGAUGGAAUUUACAUUUAAGUAA